CUGCCAUGCACAGCACUUGCCUCACUGUCAUCUAAUUAGAAUAAAAAAAGCCAGCCACUCCAGAUUUUAGUCAGAGUGCACAGGAAGGAGGAACGGGCGCUGCUUCAGUGGCGAAGUUGUGGGCUACCCCAACCGUCUUAAGGAGAGGCCGCCCCAGCCGAAGGGAGGCAACUCCACCCACUCCCAGCCAGAGGGAAAGGCACCAGCUGGUUCAGAAGUUUCCCAGCUGGGAGGAGGUGAACCUAGCAGCCCAGAACAGCUUCUAGUCUGAGGCGUGAUGCCCUGCCCUAGCCGCAGGAGUCGCUAUCCCGAGGCAAGGGGCCGCAUUCCUACCCUCAGGGUAACCGAGAAACCAAGGUUCUGUAGAAAUCAAGGUCCUGUAACUUCGCUGGGACUUGGCCUACCCCGCGGGGAGAAAGUGGGCGCAAAAGCUGUUUGGAUUUUCCUUGCAGGCGGCUUGGCUGCUCACGGCCCCUAGCUGGGCACCCGCAGGUGGGGGUGCAGCGGGGGGCAGCACCGCGACGCCCUUUGCAGCCGGCCACCCUCCUCCCUCCCGGCGGGCUUUUGCACACGACGCGUGGCGGGCAGCUUCACACGGGGUGGCCGGGAUAAAACGGGCGGGCGCGGGGCGCAGCGGGUGGCGUGCACACGUGGAGCGCGGAGACGCAGAGCUGGAGCGCCCGGGACAGCGCGGCCCUCACUGCAGUUAGUCCAGGCCGCUUUCGGCGGGGAGGCGGGGACGUGCGGGGUGGCAUGGAGGCCACUGAGAGGCAGCACCUGUUGGACGGCAGGCGUGGAGCUGGGUAAGACGGGAGCCGGGGAAGGCAAGCCCUGGGGCGACAUCCGACCCACCCCAUCCUCGCUGUGGCUGGAUUUGGCUGCAGCCUGAACUGGGACCACGCCAGAGGGAUGGGGUGAGGCCGGGGAAGGGGAAAUUGGCCGCGGUCCCCAAGCACCAGGAACCAUCCCUGCCUUUGUGCUGCGGAACACAGAUUCUGACUCCAGUUUACUGCAGUGGGAUAGGGGACAAUGUCUGGAGUCCCGCCCACAGGCCAGCCCUUUGCCCCCCGAGCAGCCCAGGGUAUGCCGUGUGCUCCAAGGGAGCCGGAGGGAAGAUCCGCGCUUCACCUUGAGCCUCAGCUGUGUUCUUUCUCCACGCUCUACUGGACAGUGCCUCUAGACCAGUUCCCAAAGACUCCUCUUCUAGUCCUUGAAAGGGACAAGGGAGAAGGGCCCGGCCCGGCUCCAAGGCCCCUAGACUCCCAUUCUUCCAGCAGCCGACCCCCUGAACAAGGGCUUCUCACCUUAUGGUCCCUCUACUGGGCCCCUGAGCUUGACGUAUUCUUAGCUCUUCUUUCCAGUGAACACAUGGGAGCACCAAGGGCCCACGGAGAGACGGUGCUGGGGUCAGCUGUCUUUGCCCCUAUCUCCCAGCCAAGUCCCCCCCACCCCUCUCCCGCCAGGUCAUACACAGGAUCUUUGUGGCAGCACAAGGCUGGCUGGCUCUCUCAGCUCCAGCCUGGCCUGGACUUCCAGGCUGUUGAGCUGGCUACCCAGAGCAACCAUUACUGCCAUGCCCAGAAGGAUCCAAGCAGUCACUAUGACCCCAAGAAGGAGCAGGCCCGUCGCCAGCUGUACGUGGCCUCUGCUGUCUGCCUGUUGUUCAUGAUCGGGGAAAUCAUCGGUGGGUACCUGGCACACAGCCUGGCCAUCAUGACUGAUGCAGCCCACCUGCUCACUGACUUUGUCAGCAUGUUCAUCAGCCUCUUUUCCCUCUGGAUGUCCUCCCGACCAGCCACGAAGACCAUGAACUUUGGCUGGCAGCGAGCUGAGAUCCUGGGAGCCCUGCUGUCUGUGCUGUCCAUCUGGGUUGUGACUGGGGUGCUGGUGUACCUGGCUGUGGAAAGACUCAUCACUGGGGACUAUGAGAUCAAAGGAGGCGCCAUGCUCAUCACGUCGGGUUCUGCCGUGGCUGUGAACAUCAUAAUGGGGUUGAUCCUUUACCAGUCUGGCCACGGGCACAGCCAUGGCAGUGGGCACAGUCAUGAGGACACCAGCCAGCAGCAGCAGAACCCCAGUGUCCGAGCUGCCUUCGUUCAUGUGGUUGGAGACUUUCUACAGAGCUUGGGUGUCCUGGUGGCAGCCUAUAUUUUAUACUUCAAGCCAGAGUACAAGUAUGUGGACCCCAUCUGCACCUUCAUCUUCUCCAUCCUGGUCCUGGGUACAACCUUGACUAUCCUCAGAGAUGUGAUCCUGGUAUUGAUGGAAGGGACUCCCAAGGGCAUAAACUUCACUGCCGUGCAGGACCUGCUGCUGUCAGUGGAGGGCGUGGAGGCCUUGCACAGCCUGCACAUCUGGGCGCUGACCAUGGCUCAUCCCAUGCUGUCUGUCCACAUUGCCAUUGAAUGCAGAUGCCCAGGCUGUGCUGAAGGUGGCCAGCACCCGGCUCCAGGGGAAGUUCCACUUCCACACUAUGACCAUCCAGAUUGAGAACUACUCCGAAGACAUGAAGGACUGUCAGGCAUGCCAAAGCCCCUCAGACUAGCAUCCUGGCCAGGCACCAACUGAGGCUCGACCAGGACCUGCAGAUGGCCAGACCAAGUGUCCUGCAGACCCAGCCAGGACUCUGCCUACCUUGCCCCUCUCUGGUCUAGGUUCAGUGUGGAGCUUUGUCCCCUGCAGGAGUGGGCUCUUGCUGACCUUGCCCAACUGCCCACAGCCAGCUCUAGGGUGGCAACCAGGCAGGUUUCCUGCCAGUGUGACCUCUCUCCUCCACCUCUAGGCCAGUCCCCACAGGGCUAUGUUUGGGUCUGAUCCCCAGCUGGUGCCACCCUGACACCCACAGUAGGAAAGUCACUGAGGCAUAGCCUGGGGAACAAAGAGGAGACUGGCUUAAAAGUUUCCCUACUGGCCUGCCUUUCCCACCUGCAUCCUGGCUGCCCUGGAACAGAGGCCCCUCCCUCUGCCAAUCAGGUUUGAGGAGGCCAUGGGAGUUGGUGUUAUGAGGACCCCUGCACUCACACAGUUCCCCUGAAAUGUGGAGCCAGGGCACCUGAGGUCUGCCUGUGACUUAGUCACCUUGGCUUCAGGCCAGUGCUACCUUUUCCUGGAGAGAGAAGCUUCUUACCGGGUAACAACCUGGCUGGUUUCCUCCUUCCUUGUCUCCCCCCAGGCUAGGAAGCUGGGCUAACAUACAGAUACCCUUGAUGCAGUUUGAGGGAACUGACUGCAGCUGGGGUCUGGCCAAAACAACUUCAUGGUCCCAGGACCACUUGUUGCACCCCGAUAGUGUUCCAGGAGGUUGUAGAGCCUGGAGUUAGACAUGAUUGACCUGGCUCUAUUGCCUGGAUGGCCUGAUAUUGUCAGAAUCAGGGGACAAAGGGCAUAGCCCAGAGGAGGGAAAAUCCUGGCUUCUGGGAUUUUGUGUAUGAACAUUACUGAUUUAGGAGCUGCCUUGUGUUUACAAGAAGCAAGAUGGGAGACCUGGCCUAUCUCACAGCGGCAGCAUGCCCAGUUAGCAAGGAGUCCUGCGCUGAAUUUCUGUCUUGCUUAAUGUCCAUUUCUGCUUUAUGGGCAAGGGUCCUUAGGCUGGUUGGCCUCUCCACUCUUAUCUGAAGACUAAGAAUGGAACACCUACUUCACAGGGCUGUUGUGAGGACAGAGCCAAAGAUUUGGUCACCUGGCCAAGCACCUGUUGGUUGCUGGAGAGUGGUUACUUUCACUGUCAUCCUGGAACAAGGGGACAUCUGUGGCCAAAGGCUGCCAGGUGGGCUUUGAACCUGCCCAGGGCAGCAUAGAGUCUGUCCUGACUGGCCAGGCCAUGGCAGCAGGAGGAGGAUCUGGUCCCUUCCUUUCUUCUUUGAGCUUCUUCGUAAAUGUCUUUCCAGAGCUAUUACUGGAAUUGCCUGUGAUCUAGGUCAGGGGUCCUUCAGCCUUUCAAGGUGACUGGGAAGUCAUCAGUGUUGGCCUGGAAGAGGCAGGCGGCAGGGAGGACAGCUGAUGACUGUGCUGCAUACCGCUAGCCUCCAGGAGCCACACAUCUGUCCUGCAAUCCCUGCAGGCCCCAGGAACCUUGGUCCUGGGCUUCCCUAUGUGCCAAGCCCUUCCACCCCUCCCGGAGCAGUUGUUUGGUCUUCUCUGUUUUUAUAUAUGAAAAAAGUGAGGCUCAGAGAGGCUAAAUCACCCAGCCAGUGCAAAGCGGGUCUGGGAUUUCUGCCUCAUUGACUGGACCGCUGUUACAGCAGGGGGUGGGGAUGUGCUCUGAAUUGGAUGUCGGUGCAGUCUCCCCCGAGUUCAGUAGUGCCCACCCCACAGGCAGAGUGAUGCCAAGGCAGUUAGUACCCUGGGUGCUGAAGCUGCAUUUGCAAAGGUGCCACUCUGCCCAGCUGCGCAGGCUCUGGGAGCGCUCCCUACCUUGGAAGGCUGCUCAACUGCAGCUUUCCUCACUGUCCUCCCCCUGCAACUGUGUCUGACCCUGGGCUGGACUGCUUCCCUCCUGCCUUCCUUUUCAGGCCCCCUGCACCUCCAGCAUCAAGGGCACCCUGCCUCCCAAAGGACACCUAUUCUGAAUGCCCAACAGUGACAGUCUCCAGGGAGGACUGAGUCAUCCAGGGGCCAGAGACCAAGCUGAAGGAUGGGGUUGGGAGACCUUAGGGACACCAUGUUCCAGAUGGCGACCCAGUCAUGGGAGUUUCCAGAGCAGCAAAACCCUCAAAGCAGGAAAACACCUGACACUCUAGACAGAGCUGCACCCCUCAACCCCACCCUU
Octodon degus (degu) is the source of this 4768-nucleotide messenger RNA. RefSeq names its product solute carrier family 30 member 2 (gene Slc30a2). The coding region runs from base 1030 to 2490 and encodes 486 amino acids. The transcript has 8 exons. Gene Ontology annotation, cellular component: plasma membrane. NCBI's taxonomy places the organism in Eukaryota, Metazoa, Chordata, Mammalia, Rodentia, Octodontidae. Gene Ontology annotation, biological process: response to zinc ion; zinc ion transmembrane transport. Gene Ontology annotation, molecular function: zinc ion transmembrane transporter activity. The record is from RefSeq and is a predicted model, not a curated record.